UUAAUUUUUAAUUUAAGAUAAUUAAAUUUUAGCUGAAGUUUAUUUAUUGAAUCAGAAGCUUAAAGGAAUCUUUGCUUAUUCAGUAACCAGACAUACCAUUGUGUGUUUAAAUUCAAAGAAGAGUCAGGUUUAGAAAGUUAAGAAUUUAUUACUCACAAUUUUUAAAAGGACAAUUUGAAACAGCUUGAUAUUAAACUUGUUAUUAAAAGCAAACCUGUGUCUGGAUGGAAAGCUAAAAUGAAAUACGAGGUUUGGAUGCGUGAAUGAUAUCUCAGAAGAUUUCUUUCAGAGAGAGAAAGUGUUCUGGGUGGACUUGAAGGAAAGGGAGGAGUCGAAGAUGAUGCUGAGAUUACGGACUGUAGAGGAGGGAGUCACUGUGAGACCUUCAGUUUGUAGAGAAAUCUUUUAAACUGAGGGUAGGAGAGAUUUGGGACCAGUUAUGAUGAGUUAUAAUGAGAUUAGCAGCAUAGCGUGUGAGAGACAGACUGUUUUUAACACGGAGGAGACUGAACCAUUGCUCUGACACUGGGUGUGGUCUUCCUGCUAUUUAAAUAGAGCACGCACAAUACCGCUGCCUCAGUAGAUGUGACAGGAUUGCUUAAGGGCUGGAAAAUGGAGUUUUGCGGGCCAAUUCUGGACCGCAGGCCACCUAUUGAAAGACACUGGUCUAGAACCUUAAGCAUCUCUUAUCAAAAGAUUUAAACUGAAACGAGUUUAGAUUUGAAACCGUAUCUAUUAUGUGGACAGUGCAUGGAAAUCAAGUUAAACACGUUAUUGUUUUUCAACAGUCAUUCAGUUAAAAUGCAGACGGGUUAUUCCCCGUUAGAAAGAGAACCGUUUACCCUUAAAGUCCAGGUUCCAUGCAUGUGUUUUGUGACAAGGGCGGGACGCUGGAAUGACAAUCAACCGUUGAAAGUCACAAAUUAGAAUAAUAAUCUUGCUCCAAACAAGUGAUUGUAAACGGCAGCAUCUUUGCUGAUGUAGCACUAGUGCGAUGAUCCACCCGACAGUUCAGACAAGAGAACGGCUCCAUAUCCUGUCUUCUACGUGUUUAGCAUGACUUGUGGCAAUCAUAGGUUUCCUACUCAGGUUAGGGGUUUUAAGUGUCACACACUAUGACCCUCUUUACAACCAAUCAAAAGCAACUCGAUGUUAAUACUGUUGUAAGCUUUUUUUUUUUGGGCUCAAAGUCAGUCUUGAUGAACCCCGCAGACGAUGCAGCUGCAUAUGAUCCUCUUUGGAGUCUCUGUGAUCCAGUCAGAGGCGGUUAAACAGGACGCUGGCGUGAGACCUUCCACCGUUGGGGAAAAUGUUACGUUGCAUUGCUUCUACAACAGCCAGUCGGCAAUGCACUUCUCCUGGUACCAACAGAUGCUAGGAGGCAAGCCCAAGCUCCUCUCCACGGUUUACAAAUAUGACGUUCCAUCCAAAACCCUUCGCCGGCUGGAGAAAACCCCCCGUUUCUCUGUGCAGACACGGGAGGGCAUAAAUCAUCUACACAUAUCUGAUGUUCACCUCUCAGAUGCAGCGACGUACUAUUGUGGAAGCUCACAUUCCAACACAGUGAAGUUUGGAGAAGGCGUGUUUUUGAGUGUUCAAGGAUCAAACAGCCCUGAAAACAUCCAGGAUUCAGUAUCUGAGACCUUCAGCUGUAUGAUACAGACCAAAACCUGUGAGGAAGGGCUCACCGCCCAGUGGCUCAGACACGGAUCUCAGCAGGGAGUCCUCCACACUCACAAGAAUAACCGUCGGUCCAUCUCAGCUAAAGACUCUCCUCCACAGAGUUGCGUCUACCACCUGCAGAACGAGAGCCUGGGCCCCGUGCGUGCUGGUGCAUACUCCAGUGCUGUAGCCUCCUGCAGCAGGAUGCUGUCUGGAAACGGAAGCAAGCUGCUAAUCGGGCAAAAUGCUGAAGAGCAAGCUGUCCAAUUGAAAGUCUUUCUCUGGCUCUCUGUUAUUAGAGGUGGGAUUGUCUUUCUUUGUGUUACAUUUAGUCUCCUUGCUUUUGUCAGAAAGAUCAAAUAAAUACUUUUAUUCUUGUAUGAUGUCCAAAACGUGGUGGAGCAGCAUUUUGGAUGUUACUCUAUCCUUAAUUAAACGUGAAACUAACUUGCUGUGCUCAGUUUAUUCAGUUCUAUCAAACAGGGACGGGUGGCUGGGCUGGACAGGAAUUUAAAUUAUCCUUGGUAUUUUGGACCAAAGUCCUCUCAUCCAAGAAGCAUCUUCAGUUCCUUAAACUUGGGUUGGGAGGAGGAGGCUCAUAGGUUACCCCCCAUCGCUUGUUUUAGACCACAACUCAAAAGCUGAAGAAGCUUCUUGGCUGAAAGGCAAAACGUCUGAAGGAAAACAAAAAGUUAGUUUGUGGUCAGUUAAGAUUGUCACGCCUUGGACGGCUGAGCAUCUGUACAAGCCAAGCCCCCACAAUGCAGGUGAAAAAUUUAAGCAAACACGGAAGUGACAUAAAUUGCAGUUCCACCCUCAUCCACUAGGGGCUGGUGUCAGAAGCGAGCAAAUCCUCAUUGACUCCCAUUUUAAAAAUACCUAUUUCACAGCAGAAAUAAACAUGUUUACAGACUGGUUCCAAAACAUGUUUUUGGUUUAAAUGAUCUAGUUUACACUCAUGACAACUCUGAGGGGGGUGAAUUUUUUUCUGACUCUUCUGUUUAAGUCAGGGGUGUCAAACUCAAACUCACAAGGGGCCGAAACAAAACUCUGGGACGGAGUCGAGGGCCAAACUUAAUAUUUUUUGAAAAAGUGACAGCAAAUUUGCACAUUUUCUUUAUCAACAUGUAUGCAAUUUUGAAUCUUUAAAUUCGGAAACAAACUUAUUUCUGCAUUAACACUGAAUGUGGAAUAACCAAAUGACACACGAGCAAGUCAGUUUUAAUUAAAAGGCAUCAGUGGUAUUCAUUACUUGUGGUAUAUUCAGCAUUUUUAAAAUCUAUUCAUGAUUUAUGUUUUCUUGUUUAUUCAUUUUUCUUAUUUUUUAUUCUCCUUUUUUCUCCUGUAAUAAGUGUCAUCGCUGCUGUGACCUCUAGUUUUCCCCACUGAGGAACAAUAAAGGGAUUUUCUAUUCUAUUCAUCUAUCUGCAGCCUUUCCACUUCCUGUUUACUGUAGGUUAAAUAUUUUCUCACGGGCCAACAACAAAAUAAAAAUGUAAUUUUAUCUUAAAUGAAAAUGCAACAUCUCACCUGUUAACUUUCAUGUUUUGGAGCAGAAAAAGAGCAUAAAACCAACAUAUUUAAAGCUCAGUUUGCUCCACUGGUUUACUGUGAUGCUCACCUGUUCCAGCCAGAUACCUGCAUCAUGGGGUUGAGCUGAGCUGAGGAGGAGACUCCUGUUGUUUUGUUCAUCUUCAUCAUAAUAAUGACAACAUUAGAUGACAACAGGUGCUCACAUAGGUUUGUGCUGAUGAACAUGUCUGAGCAGCUUGACCACGUUGUUGUGUGUCGGGGAGGAAAAUAACAACUACAGCAGCCACAGAGUCAUGCUGGUUUGAGCGUGUCGCUGUUCGCUGGAGUUAUAUCGGCUCUGUCUGGACGUUAGUUGGAAAACUUUCUCUUUCAGUCGUGAACACAUUACUAAGCGGCUAGAAUCUCCGUUUCUGGGCUUCAACGUCAGAAAACAGCUGAGUGAACUCGGUGCUGAGUGAGAGGAGUGUAGUUUGUCCGAGACAGCGGAGCUGCAGACACCGGCAGCAGACGCUGGAAAAAACACAAAGGAGGGGGCGCGUCGGCUCCGCGCUGACGCCACAAAGCAUCAUGGGAGUUGAAGUCUUUGCGGUAAAAUCGGCCAGCGGGCUAGUUUUAAUAUAUUUUUGAUAUUUAUCUCACAGGCCACAUGAAAAUUCUCCGCGGGCCUUGAGUCUGACAUAUGUGGUUUAAGUGUAUUAAAAGCCUAAAAUUCUGUAUAAUUAAUGAGCAUCAGACCCACGUGACCACAGAGCUAGCUCCAGCGAAAGGCCUCGAGCCUCGGCCUGGCCUGGAAACUGUUCCGGGAUUUUGAGUCUCUGUGUGUGUAUUCUUUCUUGGAUAUUUUUUGUGCAAUUGUUGGACAAAAUGACUUGCUGUGGUAUUAAUUGCACUAAUAGAGCGUCCAAGGAGUCUCCACUUCAUUUUUUUCGGUAAGUAAAAUUAUAUUUAUGUAUUUUAGGUCACUGCCGAGCUGAGCUUAGAUUUUAACAUGUACUGUUUAACCAUGAAAUUUAAAUGUAAUAGGGUAAAACCCAGUGCAUUUAACAUAAUGCUGCACUUUAGAAAAUGGGUUGAAAUAUAACAUGUUGGUGGAGCUGGGUUCCCACUAUCGGCUUGUGGAGCUCUCGGGAGACCGAUGUUUUCCACCCGGUUCUCCCCUCCCCGCAGCUCGGCGCAUCUCUGUCUGAUCGCGGCUUCUGUGUGCUGUGGGGCUGCCGGCUUGUGGAGGUCUCGGAGACCUCUGUGUUCCACCCAGUUUUACCCAGCGGUCAGCCCGGCGUAUCUCUGACUCAGAAGCUCUGGUGUUGUGCACAGUUAACUCUGGUUGUAGCUAGGUUGCUACCUCAGUUAGCUUAGCUCCCACCUCCGCAUUAGCUUUGGGUUAGCUUCAGGUAAGCUUGUAGCUAGUUCGACCGGGUGUCGUCAGUUGAUCCCAGCCUUACAGCCCCACCCUCAGCUCCACCUCUCUUCCCUUUUGUGGAAUUGUCUGGGCUUGACGGAACCUGUGACACGGUCAAAAUGGUGGUGGUGGCCACCUCCCAUUUUAGCAGAAAAACUUGUUAUUGGACCCUAUGGAAACCCAUUGUCCAUAUAUUAAUGUCGAUAAUUCUUACUAUAGAAGUAAGAGGCCAGGCUCCUUUAUUUAUAUACAGCACGUUUCGUACACAAAGGAAAAUCAAUGUGCUGAAGGUCUCACAGACUGUGUUACUUAUUGAAAUAUAAAAUCUACUUGCAAAGAUUUAUAUAGAAAUUAGUUCCGACAGGUAGUUUACCUGUAGGAACCUGUAGUUCCUACAGGUAAAUGCACAGUAGACUGAUCAAACAAGCAAAGAGAUAAAAUAAACAAGUGAAAACAUUAAUC
Molecule: messenger RNA, 5056 nt
Organism: Nothobranchius furzeri (turquoise killifish)
Lineage: Eukaryota; Metazoa; Chordata; Actinopteri; Cyprinodontiformes; Nothobranchiidae
Biological process (GO): response to bacterium
Source: RefSeq, a predicted model, not a curated record